Messenger RNA from Clonostachys byssicola, 4782 nucleotides. Lineage: Eukaryota; Fungi; Ascomycota; Sordariomycetes; Hypocreales; Bionectriaceae. The record is from the annotation of a GenBank genome assembly.
AUGAAUCGCGAUGCUUUCGUUUCCUUGAAUCCGAUGGAGGGCUCGCAAAUCAUUGAGCAGCGCGGCGACGCCCCGCGCAUGCAGUAUCGAAGUCGCCCGGUGUCUGUCGCCGUAGACCCCAUCUCCUUGGUCAUCUCCGAGUGCAUCUCCAUCACAUCGGCCAUCCAGAAGCAUGCACGCUCUCAGCACUCCUCCGUCUCGGCCAUCCUGGGAGGCAAUCCGAACUCCAUAAACCUAGGGCCGCCCAGCCCGAGCCCGCGCGGUCGGGCCAAGAGUCCAGCCCUAUCCAUCGAUGGCAAUCCGGAUGGUUUGGGGACGAGCCGAUGGGGGCUGAGGGGACAAAAGGGGAAGAGUAUGCAGGACAAUCCCUUGAUCGCAGGGUUUGGCAAGCUGAGGCAUGAAAUCGCUGGUAUCAAGGACAUCAAGUCCUUCGACGCACCGUCUCUUCUGUCGCCAUUCCUGAAUGUCAUCCAGGCAAAGGGAACCGCGGCACCGAUCACAAUCCUCGCCCUCGGAGCUCUCAGAAAGUUCCUCGCAUACGGUUUCAUUUGCCCCGAGUCCCCACGAUUCGCCCAUGCGAUGCAGUCGCUCUCUGCGGCCGUCACACACUGCCAGUUCGAUAUAAGCGAUUCAGGACAGGCCGAGGUGGUGCUGCUGAUGAUUCUCAACCUUAUGGAGGAUAUGAUGUCCGGUCCUGGAGGCGACAUCUUGAGCGACGAGAGUGUCUGCGACAUGAUGGGCCGGGGGCUGGCUAUCUGUUCCCAACCACGGUUUUCCCCAGUGUUGCGGCGCACCGCUGAAGCCGCCAUGGUCCGAAUGUGCCAGAUCAUUUUCGAGGAUAUCAAACAUUUGGAGGUCGAGGCUGGAUCCGAACCCGAAACCUUGGAUCAGCAGACUCAGGACGAUUUGGACAGCGUACGGAUGGAUGCGAAACCCGAAAAGGCUGUGGCACCUCUCGAUUCCGAGUCACAGGGCACUAAGAGCUCCGAAUCUGAACGAGAAGAGAAGAAGUCAAGCGAGGAAGGCGAGACUGAAGCCGAAGAAGGAGACGAGUCGAAGAUCGACAACCAGUUGGAAAUAGAAGAAACAGAGUCCCUGGAUCUCAAGCCAUACUCCCUACCUUCGGUCCGAGAGCUAUUCAGAGUCCUCGUUAAUUUCCUGGAUCCUCACAAUCCUCAACAUACCGACACUAUGCGCGUCAUGGCCAUGCGCAUCAUUCAUGUCGCCCUAGAAGUUUCGGGACCCUUCAUCGCUCGCCACCCGGCACUGGCGACUAUCGCGGAGGAUCGAUUGUGCUGCUAUUUGUUCCAACUUGUGAGGUCUGACAACAUGGCUAUCCUGCAGGAAUCGCUGAUUGUUGCUGGAACCCUGUUGGCAACCUGCAGGGGAGUCCUCAAGCUACAACAGGAGCUCUUCCUAGCAUACGUCGUGGCCUGCCUACACCCAUCUGUUGAGAUCCCACGCGAACCUGGAAUCGACCCCUCUCUGUAUGCUGGCAUUCCCCAAGCACCCAGACCUGCUGCGGGAAGCGGGCGAGCGACACCCGUGCCAGUCCAAGAUCGUCGACAACUCGGCUUGGAAGGCGGUCUUCGCAAACCAGACGCUCGCCAGGCCAUGGUCGAGAGUAUUGGAGUUCUCUGCAGGAUGCCAAAUUUCAUCACCGAGUUGUUUGUGAACUACGACUGUGACGUGGACAGGUCUGAUUUGUGCGAGGACAUGAUUGGACUGCUCGCACGGAAUGCUCUGCCUGAUUCUGCUACUUGGAGCACCACCAGUGUGCCCCCUCUGUGCCUUGAUGCCCUUCUGCGAUAUAUUCAAUUUCUUGCUGAGAGGCUUGAUGAUGAAGAGAAAACGAGCGAGGGAUACCCUGAUCCUGCUUUUCUGCGCGAGCAGCGACGGAAGAAGGGUGUCAUCAUCAAGGGUGUACAAAAGUUUAACGAGAAACCACGAGGAGGACUGGCAUAUCUGGAAGCACAGGGUAUUAUCAAGGACCCCAAUGACGCUAAAGAAGUUGCAAAAUUCCUUCACGGAACUUCUCGUGUCUCCAAAGCGGUCUUGGGUGACUUCUUGUCUAAGAAGGGCAACGGAGCGUACCUGGAAGCCUUCUUGGACCAGUUUAACUUCUCUGGCAAGCGUGUUGAUGAUGCCUUGCGACUUCUCCUUGAGAGCUUCCGUCUCCCUGGAGAGGCUCCUCUCAUUGCAGUCAUCGUUGAGGCAUUCUCGGACAAGUACAUGGCUGGCGACGACCCUGAUGAAGUGGCCCACAAGGAUGCGGUCUUUAUCCUGACGUAUGCCAUCAUCAUCCUCAACACAGAUCAACACAGUCCCAGGCUCAAGGACAACAAGAGAAUGACUUAUGAGGACUUCUCACGAAAUCUGCGGGGACAAAACGACGGCAAGGACUUCGCGCCUAGCUUCUUGCAAGAUAUCUACAACUCGAUCAAGUCGAACGAGAUCAUUCUGCCUGACGAGCAUGACAACAAGCACGCAUUUGACUAUGCCUGGCGUGAGCUGUUGCUCAAGGCCGAGUUAACUGAGGACCUGGUUCUCUGUGACACUAAUAUUUACGACGCAGACAUGUUUAAUGCGACCUGGAAGCCGAUUGUUUCCACUCUCUCCUACGUGUUUAUGUCCGCUACUGACGAUGCCGUCUUUGCACGGAUUGUUAGCGGCUUUGACGAGUGCGCCCGGAUCGCUAUCAAGUAUAAUAACACCGAGGCUCUCGACCAAAUCGUUUUCUGCCUCAGUCAUAUGACCACUCUUUCGAACGAUUUCCGUUACAACACUUCUCUGAACACUGAGGUCCAGGCUGGAGACGGCAGCGUCAUGGUUAGCGAGCUGGCGGUGAAGCUCGGCCGGGACUUCAGAGCGCAACUUGCCACCCUUGUCCUGUUCAGGGUCCUUACUGGUAGCGAGAACCUAAUCCGUAGUAGCUGGAAACAUAUCAUUCGCAUAUGGCUCAAUCUCUUUUCCAACUCUCUGACGCCGCAGUUUUCGUCGCCAGACCUCCCAGACCUGCCCAUUCCACCCAUUCCUUUGCAAACUCCCUCCCAAGUGAUUGAUAGGGCGAACAGGGCACAAGAAACGGGGUUCUUUUCAGCUUUCACGUCUUAUAUUUCGAGUUAUGCUGCAGAUGACCCUCCUGAACCUUCGGAUGAGGAGCUUGAGAGCACACUUUGCACAGUUGACUGCAUUAAGUCCUGUCAUAUUGAGAAGGUGUUCCAGAAUGUCUCAAAUCUUCCGUUGGAAUCCGCUAAAUUGCUGGUUGAAGCACUCCUUGAACAGCUACCUGAGGAUAACAACAACACUGUGAUUAGUGUGAAGCAUGAGAACAUUCCCCAGCCUGCUCCCCUAAAUGGUCACGAAGCGGGCCAGCAGCCCUUGGAGUACGAUCCCUCCGUCAACUUCCUCUUGGAGGUCUCUACAAGGCUCGCGCUGAAGAGCGAAGCUGCUGUCGAGGCCUUUGGCAAGCAAGUCUUUGAUGUUCUGCAGGGUAUUCUUCGUGACUCGAGCCAGUGGCAUACUAUCACUGUGUCUCGAGCUACGUUCUACUCUCUGAGCAUCCUCAAGUCCAGCUAUGAUUAUGAUUUCGCGAAUGUACCCUAUCUGCUGCAUAACAUUUCUGGUCUCCCGCAUACUACGCUUGCUAAGGGAGCAGCUCUCACCCUUGCUGGUCUUUCGGCAUGCAUCGAGCAGCCUGGACCGCUGAGGAGCGAGAUCAUGACAUCUCCAGACUUUUGGGCCAUCCUCCGCAUCCUUGCCCGGAACCGCGAGUCUUCUCCUCUUGUUUUCAACGUUUUGGAGAAGGGCUCGACUGGAAAUCCUCCUGCGAUCAUGGCUGAUAAUUAUGAAGCGGCUAUCUCCCUGUUGAAUGAUUAUGCCACGGCGGCGAACCCUCUUGUCCAUGCUGAGCCAAGGCCAAAGCAACGCCAGCAAGAGCGACAGGUUCAACCCAAGGACGAUGAGACUAUUGCUCGAGGUUGCAAGGCUGUGGUUAUUCUGCAGGCAGUCAGUGCUCGUAUCCCGCAAUUGAUGCAACAGUCACAGCUUGAAAGCAGCGAAGCAUGGUCGGCAUACUGGCUGCCAUUCUUCCAGUCUCUAACGGCCCAGUGCAUCAACCCCUGCCGUGAGGUCCGUCACCUUGCUUUCUCAGGCUUGCAGCGCUCUUUGUUAUCCCCAGACCUCACAUCCAGCGACCCGAACCAAUGGACGGCCAUCUUUGGACAGGUCUUGUUUCCUUUGAUUCAUCGGCUACUGAAGCCUGAGGUUUUCUCGACCGACCGCGAUGGCAUGAGCGAGAUGCGAGUGCAGGUUUCCUCGCUUCUCUGCAAGGUAUUCUUGCAGUAUCUGGUCCUGUUAUCUGAGUGGGAGGGCAUGCUUGAUCUCUGGGUUGAGAUCAUAGACAUUAUGGAUCGCCUGAUGAACAGUGGGCAGGGCGAUAGUCUGGAGGAGGCAGGACGUGAAAACCUGAAGAACGUGGUCUUGUUCAUGUCAAGUAGCGGAUAUCUGGUUUCGCCCAGAGAGGAUCCAUCCAAGAAGGAGUUGUGGGUGGAGACUUGGAAGCGAAUCGACCGCUUCAUCCCCGAUCUCCGCACCGACCUGGCCCUCGAGCCGGAGGGGCCAGAGGAACCAGAGGAACCAGAAGUGCAGACGGAGAAGCCCAAGGCAGAAGUCAAGGUGGAGUCCAAGCCACUGGACGAGCAGGAAGACGAUGAUGCGGAGCGAGCUGCAGAGGGCAGCGCAGAGGCGGGGAAGGCCGAAGAAGUCAAGGCUGACGCAUAG